Molecule: messenger RNA, 526 nt
Organism: Colletotrichum navitas
Lineage: Eukaryota; Fungi; Ascomycota; Sordariomycetes; Glomerellales; Glomerellaceae
Exons: 2
Coding region: 140-418 (92 amino acids)
Source: RefSeq, a predicted model, not a curated record
GCCUCCCUCCUCUGGCACGCCUACCACUCCCUCCCGCCGCCCUCGACCUCGGUGAACUGGGCCGGCUUCUACGUCCUCGACCCGCGCGCCGCCCCCGGCCGGCCCUCGCUCAUCCUGGGCCCUUUUCCCGUCGUGGACGAUGGAACGAAGGAGGGAGGGGGGCGAAAGGAAACUUUGCCCGAGGCCGGGAGAUCUGGACCGGGCUCGCUCGAACGGGCAUCGUUCAUGGGUGGCGCAUCUCGGACAGAAUUACACGCGGGCGCGGCUGAGGAGGGAAAAUGGUAAAGAGAUGGAUGGGGUGUACGUCGUUUCAUCAACGGCUUUUCAUCAGGGUUCGACAGAUAAUCUCCAAGUAGACAAGGCUGGAGAAGGCUCUCCGGCAACGGACAUGACUCAACAAAGAAAUAAUAGAGAUUGAGCACGCUGGAGUCAACCUCCGCGUCAUGACUAAACUUUUUCUUCAGUUGAUGUCCUUCAUCCCAUGGGGCUAAGAGAUUUAUUCCCCUGUCCGGUUUCCAAAAAAAUC